ACCGUUGUCUCCAUUAUGGGUCCUGUUGCUAGUGGGAAGAGUACGCUAUUAAAUCAUUUAUUUGGCACCAACUUUAGGGAGAUGGAUGCUUCAAAAGGAAGGUCCCAAACCACCGAAGGUAUAUGGUUGGCGAAAGGUGCUGGCAAUAAGCUGUGUACUCUGGUUAUGGACUUGGAGGGAACUGAUGGAAUAAAAAGAGGAGAGGACGAUACUACUUUUAAAAAGCAGAGUGCUCUUUUCGCUUUGGCUGUCUCUGAUAUAGUGCUCAUUAACAUGUGGUGUCGUCAUAUUGGCUGUGAACAAGCUGCCAACAGGCCUCUUCUGAAAACCGUAUUCCCGGUCAUGAUGCGAUUGUUCAGCCCUCAGAAAACAACUCUGUUGUUUGUCAUACGGAUAAAACAAGGGUCGAUGCCUCUGGAAUAUCUAGAACCUUUCUUGAGAGAAGAUGUGCAAAAGAUAUGGGACAAUGUUCCUAAGCCACAAGCACACAAGGAAACUCCUCUCAGUGAAUUUUUUAAUGUUGAGGUUGUUGCUCUGUCUAGUUAUGAAAAGAAGGAAGAGCAAUUUAAAGAGGAGGUAGCCAUCCUUAGACAGAGGUUCUUUCAUUCUAUUGCACCUGGCGAGCUCACCGGAUAUCAAAGGGGAAUAGUCCCUGCUUUAGGAUUUUCUUUUAAUGCUCAGCAGAUGUGGAAGGUCAUCAAGGAGAAUAAGGACCUUCGCUUGCCUGCACACAAGGUCAUAGUUGCUACCGAACGAUGUGAAAGAAUUGCCGAUGAAAAUAUUCCAGUCUUACUGAAAAUGAGCUCUUCUAAACAGGAUUGGCAUUUGAUUGAAGAGGCUGCACGGUCAGGACCAGUUCCUGGUUUUGGAAAGAAACUUAGUUCAAUUAUUGAGGCUUGUUUAUCAGGGUAUGAAUCAGAGGCUGUAUAUUUUGACAAGAAUGUUAGAUCUUCAAAACGGAAGCAGCUUGAAGAAAAAUCACUUCAACUUGUACAACCAGCUUUCCAAUCUGUUCUUGGACAUAUUCAGUGUGGAACUCUAGAUAAGUUCAAGGAAGCAUUUGAUAAGGCUUUGAAUGGAGGAGAAGGGUUUUCUGCGGCUGCUUAUGACUCCACUCAGUUUUAUAUGGCUCUAUUUGACAAAAGAUGUGCAGAUGCCGUAAUUGAACAAACCCAAUGGGAUACAUCUGGAGUACGGGAGAAGCUGCGGCGUGGCAUUGAUGCCCAUGUUGCCUCAGUCCUUGCUGCCAAGCUCUCUGAGCUUACAGAAGAAUAUAAGGAAAGACUUGAUGGAGCAUUAUCUGUACCAGUGCGAGCUCUUUUGGCUCAAGCUAAUAGUGAAACCUGGUCAGCUAUCAGGAAACUUCUUUCGUGGGAGAUCAAAUCGGCAGUGAGUCAGUUCUCUGGUGCCCUUUCCGGUUUCGACAUGGAUAAACAGAGCAAGGAAAAAUUGCUCACGGGUAUCAAAGAUCAUGCAAGGGGCAUGGUUGAAGCGGAAGCAAGGCGAAAAGCUCGACAUGUCCUCUUAUACAUGAAGGACCGGUUUGUAACAUUGUUCAGCAAUGAUGCUCACCUUAUGCGAAGAGUUUGGACAGGGAAGGAAAAUAUUCGAGCAAUCACACAACUUGCUCGUUCAGCAUCAUUAAAGGUGCUGUCUGUAAUGGCGGCAGUGCGUUUGGAUGAUGAGAGAGAUAAUAUCGAGAGAACUUUGUCCGCUGCUUUGCUGGACACAAAGCCUAAUGCCUCUGUCAGGAGCAUUGCAACAGAUCCCUUGAUUUUCGGCACAUGGGAAGCUGCUUUGCUGGACACAAAGCCUAAUGCCACUGUCAGGAGCAUUGCAACAGAUCCCUUGAUUUUCGGCACAUGGGAAGAGAUUCCUCCAUCAGAAACACUGAUCGCACCAUAUCAGUGCAAAUCAUUGUGGAGACAAUUUGAGGCGGAGACUGCGUACACCAUCACUAGAGCAAUUUCUGCAAAGGCACGAUACCUAUAUCGUAAAAGAUGUUUAGUAGUAUAAACGCCAUUAUUAUUAUUAUUUUUAAAAUGCCAUGUCAUCAUCCCUCCACCCCAACACACACUAACAGGACAAAAAAGGAGAGACGGCUCUAUUGAAUCCAAUGCACUAGAUUUUUCCAUAAGAAUGGAUAUUCAAGAUCAAUUCUAAGCACCACUCCACA
Eucalyptus grandis is the source of this 2176-nucleotide messenger RNA. Its product is annotated as protein ROOT HAIR DEFECTIVE 3-like. Gene Ontology annotation, cellular component: endoplasmic reticulum. Gene Ontology annotation, biological process: endoplasmic reticulum membrane fusion. Gene Ontology annotation, molecular function: GTP binding; GTPase activity. Lineage: Eukaryota; Viridiplantae; Streptophyta; Magnoliopsida; Myrtales; Myrtaceae. The coding region runs from base 16 to 2016 and encodes 666 amino acids. The record is from RefSeq and is a predicted model, not a curated record. The transcript has 19 exons.